This is a messenger RNA of Olea europaea var. sylvestris, 2741 nucleotides long. RefSeq names its product protein AUXIN SIGNALING F-BOX 2-like. The transcript is spliced from 3 exons. Gene Ontology annotation, biological process: SCF-dependent proteasomal ubiquitin-dependent protein catabolic process. NCBI's taxonomy places the organism in Eukaryota, Viridiplantae, Streptophyta, Magnoliopsida, Lamiales, Oleaceae. The coding region runs from base 831 to 2552 and encodes 573 amino acids. Gene Ontology annotation, cellular component: SCF ubiquitin ligase complex. The record is from RefSeq and is a predicted model, not a curated record. Gene Ontology annotation, molecular function: protein binding.
GUCUCACCUGCUGAUGAUACUCUUCCGCCUUCAGCUUUCACCGUGAGUGAAUGAGAAAAUACAAAUAUAUAUACGGACCGGAAAGCAAGAAAAGGUAAAAUUUAGGCUUCAGACAUUUGUUUCUCUUUAGAUUACUGAUGAUCAUCGAUUCAAGGAAUUCUAUUCCCUCCAUCUUUAUUGUUAUUUUAAUAAAUUGAUUAUCUAUUUUAGUGCUGCUAUAAAUCGAAAUAUUGUAUACUUUCUAUCAGAUCUGUGAAAUUUUGAAUCAGAUUUGUGUUAUUAUUGUAGUUUUUCCUGUAGUCUACUCUUCAUCCCUCCUCUUUUUGUUUUUUUUUUUUUUUUUUGUGGGUUCAACAUAGUAAUCAUACCCUUCUUAUUUUUGGACGAUGAUGAUGGAAACUGGGCUCAGAAUUAUCUGUCUUUCCCUUAUCCAAUAAGAUUUCCCCGCCUUUUAAUUUUUGUCGAAAUUAUUUGAGUGCUGACUCUGGUCUUUUCCUCUCUUUAUUUCGUCCAAAACGAAUCCGAAAAAUCAAAAAGUAGUUGCACUAUCCAUUAUCAGCUUCUUUUUCAUCGACAUCUUCAGAUCUAGCCAAUCUUUUGAAUAUUUCUGCUCAGAUCCACCGAAAUAUAAUAUUUUUCUUUUUCCUUCAAAAUCCCAAGUUUCUUUGGUUUUCGCUUCAUUAAACAAUUACUUGAGUGAUAUUACUUUGUUGUUAUCCUACAUAUCACAAUUGUGUUUCAUUCUAUAUAAAAAAAGAUUUUUUCUUGGGUUAAGAAGCUCAGUCUUUUGGUGAGAGUGGCGUCAGGAUCGAACUCGCUUGUGUCAGAGUAUGAUAAAUUACUUUCCAGAGGAAGUAUUAGAGCAUGUUUUCAGUUUCUUGACAUCACAUCGGGACCGAAAUGCGGUGUCUCUUGUGUGCAAGUCUUGGUAUAAUGUCGAGAGAUUCAGCCGGGGGAAGGUUUUUAUAGGAAACUGCUAUGCCAUCAGCCCUGAACGGCUGAUCUCAAGGUUUCCAAGGGUUCGGUCAUUGACUCUCAAAGGGAAGCCCCAUUUUGCAGAUUUUAAUUUGGUUCUCCAUGAUUGGGGGGGUUAUGUGUACCCGUGGAUUGAGGCCAUGGCGAAAGGCUGCACAAAUCUAGAGGAGCUUCGGUUGAAGCGGAUGUUGGUGUCGGAUGCGAGCCUCGAACUGAUUGCCAAGUCUUUUCCCAAUUUUAAGUCUUUGGUAUUGGUCAGUUGUGAAGGGUUCACUACAGAUGGACUUGCUGCUAUUGCUUCCAAUUGCAGGUUUCUUAGGGAGUUAGAUUUGCAAGAAAAUGAAGUAGAAGACCCCAGAGGCCAGUGGCUUAGCUGCUUUCCUGACAGCUGCACCUCUCUUGCCUCUUUGAAUUUUGCAUGCCUCAAGGGAGAAGUUAAUUUGGCAGCUCUUGAGAGACUGGUUGCAAGAUGUCGUAACCUUAAAAGUCUCAGGCUAAACCAUGCUGUACCUCCUGAUGUCCUUCAGAAAAUUUUGGCGCGAGCGCCUCAAUUGGUGGAUUUAGGGGCAGGUUCUUUUGUUCAUGAUCCAGAAUCAGAAACCUAUAACAAGUUAAAAAAUGUUAUGCAGAAGUGUACAUCAAUUAGAAGCUUGUCAGGGUUCCUGGAUGUUAAUGCACGCUGCCUACCUGCUAUUUACCCAAUUUGUAUAAAUUUGACUUCUUUGAACUUGAGCUAUGCUCCUGGAAUCUAUAGCAAGGAGCUUGUAAAGCUGAUCCGCAAAUGCAAGAAACUGCAAUGCCUAUGGAUUUUGGAUACAAUUGGGGAUAAAGGGCUCAGAGUUGUGGCAUCUGCGUGCAAAGAAUUGCAGGAAUUGAGGGUCUUCAAAUCAGAUCCCAAUGAUGUGGGCAAUGCAGCUAUAACAGAAGAAGGAUUGGUUGCAAUAUCAGCUGGUUGUCCCAAUCUUAAUUCACUGCUUUAUUUCUGUCGGCAGAUGACCAACACUGCACUCAUUACUGUGGCAAAAAAUUGCCCCAAUUUUAUUCGUUUCAGAUUAUGCACUCUUGACCCAAUCACACCUGAUGCAGUGACGAUGCAGCCACUUGAUAAUGGUUUUGGGGCAAUUGUCCAGUCGUGCAAGGGUCUUAAGCGAUUGUCAGUCUCUGGCCUUCUAACUGAUCAAGUUUUUCUUUACAUAGGAAUGUAUGCUGAGCAGCUUGAAACGCUUUCGAUCGCCUUUGCUGGUAACAGUGACAAGGGAAUGGUAUAUGUAUUGAAUGGUUGCAAGAAACUGAAGAAGCUGGAAAUUAGGGACAGCCCCUUUGGAAAUAUGGCACUUCUAGCGGACACGGGGAAGUAUGAGACAAUGCGAUCUCUUUGGAUGUCGUCCUGUAAAGUGACAUUUGGAGCUUGCAAGUCCCUUGCAGAGAAGAUGCCAAGACUCAAUGUGGAGAUCAUUAAUGAAGGUGAUGAGAUGGAGGGUGGAUCUGAUGAUAGACAGAAUGUAGAAAAGAUGUACUUGUACCGGACACUUGUUGGGCCUCGGAAAGAUGCACCUGAUUCUGUAUGGACUCUUUAGAUGCUUUGUGUUGAACUGGCAGUUUUAAUUUGUUUCAUAUGAACAACUUAUGAAUUCCUAGCUAACUGAUGGUUUAUUGGUAUGUUAGUUUUGUUUAUCAGUCGAACUUGAAUGCUGUGGAAUCUUUUCGUACAUAUUUGUAACUUGCUCGGUUUGAUCUUUGCUUAAUAAAUAUCGCUGUACGGUCUA